CCUUCUUGCAAGCUCUAAACAUGCAUUCGUAUUUUAUUAUUUUUGCUUUGAUUGGCUUUUGCCAUGGACAGUCAAGACUGGGAUCAUACAACAUUAACCCUGCUGUGUCAGUGUCUGGCUUGUCCUCAGGAGCCUACAUGGCCAACCAAUUCCAUAUCGCUCAUUCUGGUAGAAUCGUGGGAGCCGCCAUGUUUGCUGGAGGACCAUACUAUUGCGCAUUGGGAAAUAUGCUGACUGCAGUAAACACUUGUAUGAAAAUCCCUACAAGUAUCAGUGUUUCUGUUCUAAAAACGUAUGCUCAGACUUUUGCUUCAACUGGACUUCUUGAUCCUUUAUCAAAUCUCUCAAGAUCAAAAGUGUUUAUCUUUUCUGGAACCCGUGACACUGUUUUAGUUCAAGGUGUGGCCAAGAAACUGGAAGAAUUUUAUGCUGGAUUCCCAACUGGAGGACUUAAAACUGUGUAUACUGUUGCUGCUGAACAUGGCAUGCCUACAGAUAACUAUGGAGGUGCUUGUGGAACAACCAAUAACAAUUAUAUUAACAACUGCAAUUACAAUGGGGCGUAUGAAGCUCUGAACCACAUCUAUGGAGGGCUUCAGAAACCCAGCAGUUCUGCAUCACCAACUGGACAGCUGAUUUUGUAUGACCAGUCAGAAUACUUCAACCUGGCUCACCCCUCUACAUAUGGAAUGGACACUGCUGGCUACGUGUAUGUUCCAACCGCCUGCCAGAACGGAGCAUACUGCAGACUGCACAUCGCCUUUCAUGGAUGUCUCCAAGGAAGGGAAAAAGUUGGUGACACAUUUGCCAGAUAUGCUGGCUACAACCAGGUUGCUGAUCUGAAUAACUUUAUCAUCCUGUAUCCUCAAGCCAAGUCCAACCUGACUAACCCCAACGGAUGCUGGGACUGGUGGGGAUACAGUGGAAUUGCUUAUGCAAACAAGAAUGGCUUCCAAAUUGGCGGCGUUGAAAGAAUGAUGAGAAGAACAAUGGGGCAAUACUAAAUUCAUCCAGAAUAAUAUACAAAUAUCUCAAAUGAAAACCAGUUGGGUGUAAUGCUCUGCUAACGUGACUGUUAUGUACUACAUUUAUUAAAUGUAUACUUUUCCAUCAGGAGCUCAUCAAAUGGAAACAAUUGUUUAAAUCUUAAUCUUCAAUGACUUCUGUGUCCCACUCUUCCAUUUCCAGUGUCUUCCUUUAUGACUCUUUAUUUUCUCAUCCCUGUGAGAUCUUUUUUUCAUUUUUAUAUUUGUUUCUUAGCUCUCUCCUUGUUUUUCUCCCUGUAAGUUAGCGAUUCUCUGUAAUGAAACAAGUAAUGAAAACAAAGGUAUUAUAUAUAUAUAAAGACAUAGAAUUUCAGGAUUUAAAUAUGUGUAUAAUUUACUAGUAUAAAUAUUGUAAUGUUGUAAAAAUGUUAAUAUGAAUGAAGAAAAACACAAUAAAACUGUAAAAAAUUUAAAAA
This is a messenger RNA of Bombina bombina (fire-bellied toad), 1462 nucleotides long. RefSeq lists its product as uncharacterized. Gene Ontology annotation, cellular component: extracellular region. Lineage: Eukaryota; Metazoa; Chordata; Amphibia; Anura; Bombinatoridae. The transcript is spliced from 11 exons. The record is from RefSeq and is a predicted model, not a curated record. Gene Ontology annotation, molecular function: hydrolase activity. The coding region runs from base 21 to 1004 and encodes 327 amino acids.